Mucor velutinosus is the source of this 441-nucleotide messenger RNA. RefSeq names its product DNA-directed RNA polymerase I core subunit rpa12 (gene RPA12). Lineage: Eukaryota; Fungi; Mucoromycota; Mucoromycetes; Mucorales; Mucoraceae. The transcript has a single exon. The record is from RefSeq and is a predicted model, not a curated record. The coding region runs from base 1 to 441 and encodes 146 amino acids.
AUGAAGAGUUGCAGGAUCCUUGCUGAGGAAACCAAAGGACAAGUUUAUCUCUAUGAAUUUGGUGGUAACUGGAAGCAUACCAUCACUUUGAAAGACAUCCUACCAGUUAACGAGUCAAAAACCUACUCUGUUUGCAUCAAGGAAGCUAGAGCCUGUCCACCAGAAGACUGUAGAUGUACUGCUGGGUACGCCCCAUGUAUGAGAGCUUUAGAUGAUGAAUCUCAUUCUUCGCAUACUCACACUCGCGAUUUUAUCGAACGUACUACCAGCUCAAGUGUACUCAAUCCUGUUCACUUUGAACUAGACGAAAUGAAGCAAUGUUUGCAAACUUCAUGGGAGCCAUCGGAUCAACUGACAUCAGCUCGUCUUUGGGUGAUUUUCCUGAUUCACAAUGAAAUGCAAAUUUAUAUCAAUUGCACUGAUGAUUUGAGUGCUACGUAG